AUGAAGAAGGCAUUCAGGCCUCAAGCAAGCAGCGCACGCUCUUUUGGAGGUACUGGCUUUGGUGGGGGUUUUGGUGCCUCUGGAUUUGGUGUAUCCUCGUCGCCGCUGUCAUGGAUCGGUGAACCGCCGGACCUUUCGAAUAUCUCGGACCCCAAUGUGGGAGUCGCAUUCAAGAAUUUGACCAAGAAGGACAGCACAACCAAGGCCAAAGCUCUGGAGGAACUUCAGCAAUACGUCUCUGCUCCGGAUCAGCAGAUCGAGGAGGCAGUCUUGGAAGCAUGGGUCAAACUAUACCCUCGUCUAUCGAUAGACAGCGCUCGUCGCGUGCGUCAAUUAGCACACAACGUUCUUGGUCAAAUCGCUGUCAAAAGUGGAAAGAGAAUGGUGAAACAUAUGUCCAGAAUCGCAGGACCUUGGCUUGCAGGCGCACAAGAUAGUGAUCGUGCUGCUGCCAAAGCUGCUCAAGAUGCUCUCAAGCACGUCUUCAACACUCCCGAGAAAUUGCAGAACCUUGGGAAGGCUUUCCAACAACCAAUUCUUGAACAUUGUAGAGACGCUCUUCUGAACGAGACUGUCCAGACAUUGAGUGACGAGCGCAGCGUUAGUCCUGCUGAUGCUCAGGCGACCUACUCACGAGUCGUUGCCACAAGCAUUGCCGUUAUCUCCAACCUUCUUAAUGACCUUGCCUCAGAAGAGGUGGCCAAACAGCAGGAGACAUAUGAGGGCAUCGUUGGCCAGAGCAAGAUAUGGGAGUUGGCAUCCUACAAAGAAGACGUUGUUGUGAGGAGGUCUAUCCAUCGUUUCUUGCGCACAUGCUUGUCUAAGCAAAAGGCUGCUGUUGAAGCCAACUUGUCGACCAUCAGCGAAGCUUAUAUUUCAAAGGCCCUUCCUCACGAUCAGACCGGUUCGUCUUAUGACUUUAUGCUGGCUCUUGUGGAGCUUACAGGUGCUUUCCCUCAUGCUUGGACUACAAGCUAUACAUCAAAGAAGCCAGCCAGCACAAGAUUGAGAGGCUGUAUCAAGCGUGGUUCUCAGGCUGGGCCUGCUGAGUUCUGGACUAAUGCCUGGAUUUUAUUUAGCAAGUUGCCUGCAGAGGUCUUGCCUCAGAAAUACUCGGAAGCCGAGGAAUUGCUAAACGCAGUGCAUGAUGGUGUCAGCCAGAAGGACGAUCGCUUCAAUGCAUCUGCAGCAUGGUUCACCUACUUCAAAAUUCUCGAUCUGGUCCAAAACACUGCGUCUCUAUCUGAUGAGGAGCAUGAAACUCUGCUGAACAAGAUGGUCAUUCCCGUAAUUGAGCAGUAUUUGCGACCAUCUCCCAGCACCUCAGAUUGGCUCAUCUCUGGAGCCAAGCCUGCUUGGAACGUUUCGAAAGCUGCAUUCUGCAAGCGUUUGCCAGCCGUUCUGGAGAAGAGGUGGCCCGACUAUGCUGCGCUACUUGUUGAAGACAUCCGAACAUCACUUCCUGAGCAAUCCAAGGACUUUGAAAAGUCACAAGCGCACGUUGCCUCUGCUGCCGAAAGAUGGGCCUUGCUUCAGUCAGAGCUUCUACGCCAGGAAUAUCACCUCCCUGAAUCUCUGCGAAUCGUCUUCUCCCAGACAGCCAAAGACAUCGUCAAAGCAUCCGUUGAACUACUCAGAGCUAGGAAUGGCAAGCCGUAUGGCGCUGCUGCCGCACUCGACGAGUUGCAAAACCAUUGUAAAGCUCUGCUUGCCAAGGACCAGGAAACUCAAGACAUCAUCGCAAGUUUCGUCGUUGAGGAUUUGCCAAAUCUGAUGUCUUCACCCUCGCAGAGACAGCUCGUUUCACUUCUAUACCACUUCCAGACCGACUCUCGUUUCGGCGACGCAUGGAGUAAGACUGCGACUGCUCUUGGCAAUAGCCCAGACUCAGAAGAGAAGUUGAACGCUUUCCGCGAUCUAUUAGCUUCACCUAGGGUCAAACCUGCCGCAGAGAUCGCUGCUCAGAAUGGCGAUAUUCAAGCCUUCCUGCAGCGCCAGUUCAAAUCUAGCUUAGAAACAGGGGAGCAAUGGAGUUUUGUCUCGGGUAUCCUCAAGGGUACACCUAGUGUGGCUUCUACAGAAACUGUUGACAAUAUGCUAGCAGACCUUACUGCUUCGCUAUCAAUCUCAGACAAGGCCGAUUCUGCUCUGAAUGGCUUGCAAGAGAUUUCACGAAGCAACAAGACUCUUGUCAAGGAGCAUAUCAAGAAGCCCAAUGGAUCUCAGCUCUUGCCCAACCUUCUGCUCUUGGAGGAAUCUGCUAAUGAACCACUGGCUGCCAAAGCCUCUAGCAUCAGUAAGAGUAUUGUUACCGAGGCAGACAAGGCUGGUUCCCAGACUAUCCUCUUUGAUGUUGUGCAUCAGAGUUUGAGAGAUGUAUCAUCGAGCUCACUUCCAAUGCCUCAAGUCCUUGACAUGGCUGCCAACCUUAUCAAGGAUAGUGAUCUUGAUCAGAAGAAGCAGGAAGUCGCCAAGCAAGCCCUGCCUGAUUUGGAGUCUUGGAAGUCUGCGAUCGCGCCAUUUAUUGCAAUUGCGCCUUCAAUCGCGCUUGCUAUCACUAAUGUCUUGGGAGGUGCAACUUACAUGGUGGACCCUGAGACCAAGUCAGAUCCUUCGAAGAUCUUGAGGGAUGCGGACGGCUUAUCACAGGCUCUGAGAUAUGCAAUGUACACCUCGAGGGUGUACUCCAACAGUGCUCUUCUACAAGCACUUGAGUCGGACACACAAACAGAGCUGUUCCAGCUCUUCUACAUCACGCACAUUCUUCUGACCGAAAGUAUCUCUCUAACGGCAGAUAGUGGCCUUGCUUCUUCCAACCCAGAGACCGAAGCUGAGGUUGUCGAGUUCGUCAAUGAAGCCAACAAGUUCAUUGGAGAUUGCUUCCAACAGUACGAGCAUGCAUUGUCGUCUUACGCGUUUGUCGGUACAACUCUCGACAACUUCUUUGGGAACUCAAAGGGCAACAGCACAUCUGCAUUCUAUCAUGCUCAAGCACUGAGCCACGCACUUGGUGACCUUGAGUCCAUUCAUGGUGGUGGCCAUGCCAAGGUCCAGGAGUACGAAGACAAGACAUUGCAGCUCUACAAGGCAAAGGAUGUCGUACCUUUUACUGCUUGCGCUAGUGGUCUCAAAGAAGCGCUAUCCGAUAGCAAGAAGCUCGACAGACAGACAAACGAGCUGGUGGCUGAUCUCACUGGCUUGGACGCCGCACAGUCCCCUGAGAAAGCCAUUACACAGCUCGUCAUGCUUAAUGCCUUGUUCCCUGAGAGCAAGCAAGCUGAUAGCAUUGUUGCCAAGCAGCGUCUCAUUUUCUUGAUGAAGCACAUCCUCCCUUGGCUUGACAAUGAUGAAAUUGUCACUCCUAUCAAAGCUGAGACUUGCAAAACUCUGCUGUUCGUCCUUCCUGGUGUCAGCGAUAUAUACGGUGAGCACUGGUCACAGAUUCUGGCAUUCUUGGCGCAUACAUGGGAAUUGGGCUUCGUUCGCGACGAGAUCGCUGAUGAGAGCCGCAUGGCUUUGAUCUACACCACCCUUCAACUUUCCUCGAUUCUUCGCAGCCUCAAGUCAAGCGAAGAGCCUAACGACGACCUUGUUGAUGCUUGGAAGGAGAGCUCCGAAGUGCUUUACAUGGGCCUGAUGAACCUCGUCAGACAAGGCCAAGGUCAGUCAGACGAACAUCAUGAACCUUUGAAAGCUCUUUUCCAGUCCUUGGGUAGUGAAGUCGCAAAGUGGUCUACUGGUGAGGUCGAGGACGAGGCGGAGCUAUACCCUCUUCUCUACACACCAUCAAAAGCUCUGCANAAGACAGCCUUCGACAUCCUGCAUCGAGUCAUUCCAGCUGCACAGGAGCAGGUCUCAUUCGAUGCAGCGCUCGAGAAGAAGACAGCUAAACUGCCUGAAGAGUUGUUGUCUUUGCUGCUUGCGCCACCUACGUUGGACAGCCUGGCGGAUGCCUCUUUCCGCACAGGUAUCCCUCACGAGUUGCAAGCAUACCUCUACAGCUGGCAGCUCGUCUUCGAUCACUUUGCAAACUCCAGUUACCAAGUCAAGUCUGAUUAUGUCGAAGCCUUGCGGGAAGGCGAGUAUCUCGGUCAUCUGCUGGAGGUGACAUGGGAGCUUCUGGGCCAUGUUCGUGGCCGUCCUGUCGACGUAUCCAAGUACGACAUUCGCAAAUUCGACUACCUCGACCAACAAGGUGACCUCGAAGGCUUAAGUGCAGACAAGCGCAUGCACUGGCUCCUAGCCCACCUCUACUACCAAUCCCUCAUGCACGUGCCCUCACUCACAAAAUCCCACUUCCUAGCCAUAAAAUCGCGUCAAACAGGUUUAGCCGUCGAGAGCUGGACAGCCAAAUACAUAGCUCCCCCACUCGUCUCUGCAUCUCUGGAUUCCGUAGCUCAAUGGGCAGACACCGUAAAAACCGACCCGGACUACGAAGGCUGGAACGUCAAAGUCUCGCCCCGCAGCCGCGAAGUCCAUUUCUCCUAUCUCGUGGACGAGCAAACCAUGGCCAUUGUUUUGCGUCUCCCAGAAACCUAUCCUUUGGCUUCUGCACGCGUCGAAGGGCUCAACCGCGUCGCCGCCGACGAGAGAAAAUGGCAAUCCUGGCUGCGCAACGCUCAAGGCGUGAUNCAAUUCUCCAACGGCAAUCUAAUCGACGGCCUCACGACUUGGAAACGCAAUGUCACUGGUGCACUCAAGGGACAGUCUGAAUGUGCCAUUUGCUACAGUAUUAUUUCUGGAGACAGGCAGUUGCCGAGUAAGAGGUGCAGUACGUGUAAGAAUCUGUUCCACAGUUCGUGUUUGUUCAAGUGGUUCAAGACGAGUAAUGCGAGUACUUGUCCGCUGUGUAGAAANCCCUUUAAUUAUGGUUAG
This is a messenger RNA of Aureobasidium musti, 4875 nucleotides long. The record is from the annotation of a GenBank genome assembly. NCBI's taxonomy places the organism in Eukaryota, Fungi, Ascomycota, Dothideomycetes, Dothideales, Saccotheciaceae.